AUGAAGAUUUUUUUUGGAAGAAACGAAAAUUAUCAAGAACGCCGACCUCAGAGACAGCAAGUGUCUGUACCUGUCCAAAAACCAUUUUAUCAACAGCCAAAUUUUGCACCUCCGCAAUGGCAGCAACCAAUCAGACAAUUCUACCCACAGAAUCAGUUUCAACAACCACAUCGACAACAAAACUUCAACCAAUUUAGACAAAAUUCAAACCCUCCAGAAUUCAGGACCCAGAACCAGUCAAAUGUAUGGGCACCCAAACCCGGACAGCCUAAGCAGCCUAGACCAACACCUAUGAGUGGAAUAUCAGAAACCACAACCGGAGGCCGUCAAAAUUUUACACCAAAUUACCGAGCACAGCCAAAAUUCACCGUAGAAGAACUUUACAAUAUACAAUGCCACGGAGAUGAGCAAGAAGAGAAUGACAACUACAAUAAUUACUACGAACCUGAAUAUGACAAUUUUCUACAAGAUACAUACGAAAACCAACCAACCGAAUACGAAGAAAACGUAAAUUUUCGAGAGGACCCACCAGAAGCAGCCGAAACGUAA
This is a messenger RNA of Diabrotica virgifera virgifera (western corn rootworm), 549 nucleotides long. RefSeq lists its product as uncharacterized. Bases 1 to 549 code for a protein of 182 amino acids. The transcript has 2 exons. Lineage: Eukaryota; Metazoa; Arthropoda; Insecta; Coleoptera; Chrysomelidae. The record is from RefSeq and is a predicted model, not a curated record.